This is a messenger RNA of Penicillium expansum, 909 nucleotides long. RefSeq names its product SDR family oxidoreductase. The transcript is spliced from 3 exons. Bases 1 to 909 code for a protein of 302 amino acids. Gene Ontology annotation, molecular function: oxidoreductase activity. Lineage: Eukaryota; Fungi; Ascomycota; Eurotiomycetes; Eurotiales; Aspergillaceae. The record is from RefSeq and is a predicted model, not a curated record.
AUGGCUGAAUUCAAGUCGGCAAGAGGCCGAAGUGUUUGGUUUAUCACUGGUUGCAGCUCAGGCUUCGGCAAAAUUUUCGUUUCCGCUAUAUUAGCACAGGGUGAUCGCGUAAUUGCCACAGCGCGGAAUAUCAAUUCCUUGUCAGAUUUUGCUCACUCUGAUAAUGUCAAACUGUUGGAGCUAGAUAUCACAGACUCUCAACAUGCUUUGAACGAGAAGGUCUCUAAGGCCAUCGCUAUGUUUGGUCAGAUUGAUGUUCUUGUCAAUAAUGCUGGAUACGUUGUUUCCGGUGUGUUGGAAGAACUAAGCCAAUCCCAAAUACUUGAUCAGUUCAACACCAAUGUUUUUGGUCCUCUCAAUCUGACACGAGCCGUGUUACCGCACAUGCGCUCACGCCAAUCGGGAACUGUCAUAUUCAUGAGUAGCAUAGCUGCAUGGAAAGGUGUUGCCGUGGGUGGACCCUAUAGUGCGUCCAAAUUCGCACUCGAAGGAUUCGUUGAGAGUCUACAGAAAGAGGUAGAACCUUUUGGAUUGAAUUUGCACCUGGCGGUGCUCGGUCAAUUUAGGACUGAUAUCCUUUCCGCCAAUCGAAGACAGUCCGGACGAGCUGUCAAUUCAAUCCGCGACUAUGACACCGUUAUUGAUGCUUUCCAAACCAGGUUGGAACACACCAAUGGCAAACAACCUGGUGACCCAGCACAGGCGGUAGAGCGAAUCAUGGAUCUAGUGUAUCGCAGAGGACAUUUCGCCGGACAGCAAGAACUCCCUUUACGUAUUGUGCUCGGAUCGGAUGCUGUUGCGCUUGUUCGGGAUCAAUGCGAGCAAAUGCUCAGCGAUCUGAAGAAGCAAGAGCAAUUUGGAAGCAGUACGGACUACCCUACUACAGAUGAAGUUGAAAAAUAUGAAUAA